Molecule: messenger RNA, 2172 nt
Organism: Acanthoscelides obtectus
Lineage: Eukaryota; Metazoa; Arthropoda; Insecta; Coleoptera; Chrysomelidae
Source: the annotation of a GenBank genome assembly
GGUUAAGUUUCAAGUUGUUUUUACAGAUGUCAAAGAUUGAGGUUAUGUUCAACAACACAAUUUGAAAAUUUGAAGAUAAAAAGUUUAUUUAAAACAAUACAGAUUCUGUUGUAUUUAAAUGCCUAAAUGAGGCAAAGUUGACUCCACUUCACAUAUCCAGACGUAAGUGCCAAAAAUCAUGCCUAGAGCCUGGAGUGAUCUAGAAGUUCCUCUACAUGAGGAAAUUAGGAAUGGGAUAAGCGCCUUCAGUUUUCCUACUAUGACUCCUGUACAAGCAUAUACGAUUCCAUUAAUGCUUAAAAAUAAAGAUGUAGCUGCAGAAGCUGUCACAGGUUCUGGAAAAACGUUGGCCUUUUUGCUACCACUGUUAGAGAUUCUAAAGAGGAAAGAAGCUGAAUCAGUAUGGCAAAAACACCAGAUUGGUGCUAUAGUCAUAUCUCCAACAAGAGAGCUCGCCAUUCAGACUAAAGAUGUUUUAGAUGUUCUACUUAAACAUAUAUCUAAAUUGACCCGACUUGUAAUUGUUGGUGGAAAAAGUGUAGAUGAAGAUGUGAGGUCUUUCAAAGAAAAUGGUGGCAACAUAUUAAUCUGUACACCAGGCAGACUAGAAGAUUUGUUCACCAGAAGGGAUUUGAACCUUUCAAACCAUUGCAAAACACUUGAAGUCCUAAUUUUGGAUGAGGCAGAUCGACUUUUAGACCUAGGCUUCCAAAAAUCCAUAGAUACAAUAUUGAGUUACCUACCCAGACAAAGACGAACUGGGCUAUUCUCAGCCACCCAGACUAAAGAGGUGCAAGACCUUAUCAGAGCUGGUCUGAGAAAUCCAGUACUAGUAAGUGUGUCUGCAAAAGCCACACAAAAUACACCUGAGUUGCUCAACAAUUACUAUAUAUUGUCAAAAAAUGAUGGAAAACUUGCGAGUUUGGUGACUUUUAUUGAAGCAAAAAAUAUUCAAAAGGCAAUGCUGUUUCUGCCAACAUGUGCUUGUGUAGAUUAUUGGUCAAAUGUUCUACCACACCUAAUACCAAAGAAAUUAGAAUUACCUGUACUGGCAAUUCAUGGAAAAAUGAAAGGAAAACGUAACAGUAUUGUAGAAGAAUAUAGAAAUGCAAACAAAGGAUUACUACUUUGUACUGAUGUUAUGGCCAGAGGUAUUGAUAUACCCGAGAUAGAUUGGGUAUUACAAUGGGAUCCGCCUGCAAGUGCUAGAGCAUUUGUCCAUAGAGUUGGCAGAACUGCGAGACAAGGUCAACCAGGUUCUUCUCUUAUACUUCUAUUGGAGAAUGAAGAGACGUAUGUGAACUUUAUCCAAACGAAUCAGAGAGUGAACUUGGUUAGUUGUGAAGACACGGCCACAGAUGAAAAAGUUAUAGAACUUAGGGAAAGAGUAAGAAACAUGGCAAAAAGGGAUAGGGCACUUAUGGAAAAAGGCGUUCAAGCAUUUGUGUCACACGUUCGGGCUUAUUCCAAGCAUGAAUGCUCGUUGAUACUAAGAGUAAAGGAGUUACCGUUAGGGGCAGUAGCUGCGACAUAUGGCCUUCUACAACUCCCCAAAAUGCCAGAAUUAAAAAACAGGGACCUGACAGACUUCGCAGAGGUGCCUGACUUUGACAUUAACUCAGUGGCGUACAAAGAUAAGAUUCGUGAAAAAAUUAGACUGGAGAAAUUAGAAGAAUACAAGACGACAGGUAUAUGGAGAGGAAAGAAACAGAAGUUUGUCAAGAAAGCUACUGAGGCGUGGUCGAUACAGAAGCAAAAGAAAGAGGAGAAGAAAAGCAAAAGAAUUAAAAGGAAAAGAAGAAAGGAAGCGAUAGAAGCGAAGAACGAACCCGUCAAAAAGAAAAAACGAGGAAUUACCCAGGAAGACUUAGAUGAGUUGAAGCGAGAUAUAGCAACAUUGAAGAAAUUAAAGAAAAAGAAGAUCAGCGAUGAGGACUAUGAAAAAGAAAUUGGUAUAAGUUGAUGUUAGUUAUACCACUUUUUAGGUAUAUUUUGUUAUAAGUUGCAAUAAAAAGAAAUACUAAAUAACGUUAGUGAUAUUCAUUUUUCCACCAAGGCUCCCAAUUUGUACGACAGUAUCUGGGCAAUAUAUUUCUGGUCCCCCGCGAGCCCUAGUUUCAAACUGAUGACGAAUGUGGAGUUCAGGAGUUCGGAGAUUUAUCCAGGAAAUGC